UCAAUACCAAAACUUUGAAAAUUAAACACAAUAAUUCUCUCUUGCAUUCAAAUCCAUUUUUUCCCAAGAAACGGUCAUUCUUUUAGUAACCAUUUUGGUUUCUGCUACCAAAAAAAGCAGAGGCACAACAAAAUCCUUUUCCACCAUUUCUAAUAACAUCACAAAAGCAAGUUAGCAACAAAAUUAGCCUUCCAAUAACCAAACAUUUAGUCAAAGAAACAGAAAAAAUAAUCUCUUUGUAUUUUUCAAUGGAUUUCACCGGCUAUAUGAGUUGUGAACUGAAACUUGAUACCAAAGCAACUGGAUGGCACAAGACUAUGACAAAAGUGCUAAAGAGUGUAAAGGGAGUAUCUUACAGCAUUGAUACUCAAGCGGGAAUAGCAUAUGUUCGUGGAAAAAUCAACCCAGACAGUCUACUGAAGAUGCUGGCAAAAGCAGGGAAACAUGCUGAAUUGCUGAGGGUUUAUUCUGGAAAACAUCAUCAAUAUGCAUCAGCAAGAGGAGGGCAAAUUGGUUAUGGUUAUUAUCAAGACCCAUAUUUAUAUGGAAAUGGGUAUCAUCAAAAUUUCUAUGGAGCUCCAUUAAUGGAGCAUUGCCAUCCUCAAUCUCAUCAUUACUCAUACUAUGAGCCAACUGCUCCUCCUGUUCAGGGUUUUCCUCAGCCACCACCUCCAAUGGACAUUAGCCCUUUCUAUAAUCCAGAUGCGCAGUGCUCCAUUAUGUGAUGAUGAUGGUGAUGAAAGCUAAUCAUUUAUCUUACGGUAUUUCUAUAUAUGAACUAUAUAUAUAUAUAUAUAUUAUAAUUAUAUGUAUUGUUAUAUGAUGCCUAGUAUACUGAAUACUAUUUUUUCCUCCAUAUUUUAUAAGGAGAGAAGUAUAAUUAAGACUUUAUGCUUGAAUUUCUCCAUGUUUUAAAGGAGAAAUUAACGUUUGUAUUGAGGGAGACGUUUUGGAGAAAUUAACGUUUGCAUUGAGGGAGACGUUUUGGAGUUGAAUUAUCUAGUAAUUAA
Molecule: messenger RNA, 1010 nt
Organism: Ziziphus jujuba (common jujube)
Lineage: Eukaryota; Viridiplantae; Streptophyta; Magnoliopsida; Rosales; Rhamnaceae
Product: heavy metal-associated isoprenylated plant protein 32
Exons: 3
Coding region: 249-725 (158 amino acids)
Molecular function (GO): metal ion binding
Source: RefSeq, a predicted model, not a curated record